AUGCACAGUGUCCAGCGGCAUUUUGGCAAGUACAUGAAAAGGUCUGCCGAUGAACAACAGGUCUCGGUUUUGCUCAAGGACUUUGAAGAGGCGGAUAAGUUGUUGACUAAGAUCAUUGAGGCCUCCAAAGCAUGGCGAGAGUCUUGGACCUCCAUCCUCACUCACCAACAUCGGGUAUUCGACGAGUUCAGCCUCCUGUACGCUCCGAUUGUGGGUGCCAGCGACGACUACCACGGCCAUGUCCCAGUCCAGACGCCCGAUCACAUUGUCCGCAGGACCGCGAGAAUUAAGAGUGAGUACGAGGAUUUGAAGAGAGAUCUCACCGAGGACCUCGGUCAGGUCGAGGAAAGGCUCAUCAGGCCCGCUCAAAAUGCAAAGGACAGCUUGCACACCAUGAAGAAGACGAUCAAAAAGCGCGAGGAUCGGAAACUCGAUUUUGAACGGUACCAAAACAGGGUCGACUCCUAUCUCAAGAAGACCAAGCGGUCGGAACGAGACAAUGCGGCCCUCGUCAAGUCCCAGUCCGAGCUGGAAGCAGCCACCGAAGCAUACCACGCCGCCGAUGACAACUUGAGAGGCUGUCUUCCUCGACUCUUGACGUCGGUUUUCUCGCUGCUUCCCCACUUUCUGGCUGCUCAAAUUCAGAUCCAAAACAACUUGCUGGGGCAUUAUUACACCAUGCUUCACACUUACUGUACAGAGGAAGGUUUCCCUUCUCCGGCUCCGCCCAUGGACGAAGUGAUCCGAUUGUGGAACGAUGCCUUCAAACCCGUGCAACGUGAGGCUGAGUCGUUGGCUAUCUUGGCCAAUGGAAAAGCAGCGAGGACGUCGAUGGAGAACGGUCAGCAACCGGCCAAUGGGUAUCGCCGUCCAAGUGCCUCAGCCUUCAGUGCUCACCGCCAACAGUCUGUCUCCCCGGCCAGGGCCCUUCCACCUUCCCCGUCAUUUGAGCCGAAAGUCAAGCUGUCAUCCUCGCCCGCAGCGUCAUCUGUGCUGAGUGCAGCCACUCCGCAGGAAUUCAUAGCCAGCCCAUCCCCUUCACAGUCGGUCUAUCAGACACCGAUGGCCUAUUCUCCAGCAGGGCCGAACACAGACUAUUUCUCUCGUGAUCGACAUCCCUCUGGUACGCCGGCCGUGUCUGCUGCGACAGCGGCGUCAAUUGCACAGAAGAAACGACCCCCGCCACCUCCGCCGCCGAGGUUACCUUCGCAGCAAACCAUUUUUGUAACAGCACUGUACGAUUUUGACGGCCAAAGUGAGGGAGACCUGGCAUUUCGAGAAGGCGAUCGGAUUCGAGUCAUCAAGAAAACUGAAAGUACCGAUGAUUGGUGGCAGGGGGAGCUCAGGGGAAUGAAAGGACCAUUUCCCGCAAAUUACUGCCAAUGA
Messenger RNA from Cladophialophora psammophila CBS 110553, 1386 nucleotides. RefSeq lists its product as uncharacterized. Gene Ontology annotation, biological process: actin cortical patch localization; endocytosis; plasma membrane tubulation. Gene Ontology annotation, molecular function: protein binding; lipid binding. The transcript is spliced from 2 exons. Gene Ontology annotation, cellular component: Rvs161p-Rvs167p complex; actin cortical patch; mating projection tip. The record is from RefSeq and is a predicted model, not a curated record. Lineage: Eukaryota; Fungi; Ascomycota; Eurotiomycetes; Chaetothyriales; Herpotrichiellaceae. Bases 1 to 1386 code for a protein of 461 amino acids.